AUGACCCUCAACACCUCGGCCAUGCAUGAAGUUCCUUGGACUCAAACGAAUGCGACGAGGAUGAUAAUCGCCAAUCUGCAGCUGGCUCAGGUACAGACGCUACGGACGACGCAUCUUACAUUGGGAGCGUUCAGUCUAUUUCUGGCGCUGUUGAUGGUCCACCGUAUUGUGUCAGACGCGAGAAGAGCGGCAGCUCUGCAUGUCACACCGAGAAAGCAGAGGUUUAGUGCUCUUCAAAAUGUCCAUUCCGCCGAGACCUUCCCACUCGCGCUGGCCUGCGGUGCAGUCCUACAGCAAAUUAUUUUCGUAGCGGUGCAGAGCACAUCCCUUAACAGUAUAUUCUCUAAAAAUUGUCGGGGGCUGGCAAUGAUUACGUACCCUGCUAUAUUUGUGGUCGGAUACAUCACUUUGGUUUUCGGCAUCGAGAUGGCGUGGAGAGGCUUCAGACGUGAACGCUUUGCUCCGCGCGGCAAAUGGAACACGACAAUCUGCGUCGGCGUAGUAUCUUUCAUGCUACUCCUAACCUGGAUGCCGACAAUCGCCUGGCCAAUGUACAACCGUUGCUUUGGCAGUCUGAUAUGGUUUCCCAUGCGAUACGAUCUCUUGACAUUGAUCAUUUUGUGUGUUUUGGUCUUCUCCUUCCUAUCGUUGGCGGCUCUUAUCAGCAUUCAACUGAUGAGGACAUCGGCUUUGGAUCCCAACGAGCGAAUCUCAGCUUCACGCAUGACUUAUUUUCUAAUAGUUGCUGCAUUGAUCUAUAUCCUCGUGAUCCCAGUUCAAGUUCAAUCCAUUCGACGAGACUUCAUGAACCUGGUAUCCACCUCCAGAGUCGCUGAGAUCUCCCUCUUCUCCUCCGGUAUAGUAAUGACGGUCUUCCACCUCUUCCUCCGCACCAAUGCGAUGCGAAUGGUAAUCCGACCAAUGGAUGAAAUGAGGGCUCCCACAAAGCAAAAGCGACCAAAGCUCCGAUUCUUCGGCCCAAGCGACCUUGAAAUGAACAUUAGCGGCCCAAUGGCGCUACAAAGCAGCCGCCGACUAGAGAGCAGACAAGGUCUCAUUGAUGUGGGACCCGAGAAGAACCACUUUGAUAUCGAUCCCGAGUACUUCGUCCGACCAGAGCGAGCCUUAACACCAGCGUCCACCAAGUCGCAAAGUCCGAUUGAUCCAACCAAAUGGCCUUUGCCACCAGAUGUCGACGAAACCCAAGUUGCAGCACCGGGAAACGAGCGAGGAAGACAAAGCUAUUCUCUUUUUCCAACACGGGCCGAAAAUGUCCCUCGUCUACCUGCAACCGUGUACGAUCCAAAUGUCGCAAAGGACACUGCAGUUUCCAAGCUGGCCAAGCGUCGCUUCACACGGAGGAGUUCCAUCACAAAUGUCAGCGAAGCAUUCGACUUCUUGACUAAACCCAAGCCACUCUUUACAGAAAAACAUCGUCGUGAUAGGAGCACAGAUAGUAGCGCUACCGUUCAGAUCGGACUUCGAUUCUCACUAGCACCGGCUACACUUGCAGCAGCCAAGUGCACUCAACCGGAACGCAACAUGGACCAGGCUAACUCAAGCGCUCCACCACUGAAGCGCGGCGAGACUCAAUCUAGUGGAGAAUCACUUGGCCUCCCAAUCCAAAAUCCUUCCACCACCAGUACUACAACCAACAAUGACCCAAGUCCCAGCGCGUCCGCCCAACCAGGGCCCAGCAACAAAUCUCCUUCCAAGCCACGAAUGACGAGCCCAGCUCGAACCCCGGCAUUCCCCUUAACUCCAGCCGAAAACAGCAGUGCUUACCUGCAAGCUCAGCGGGAAAAAGUCCUCCCUCCGCCGCCACCACGCACACCACGCUCACCGGUCUCUACGCCGAAACCCGCGGCCCAGCCGUCUGCUCCCACAUCCGUCGUCGUGAGCGGACUUCGUAUGAACCCCAUCACUCCCGUGACAUCUGUCGGCUCACCAACGGCAUCAGCACCAGGCACACCUGCUUUACCCACUCCAGUAGGGUCAAGCAGUGGCAAAUCGGCUCCUAGUCCUACGGCACGGAUACCCCUCGGUGCGGGUACGAUGUCCAGGAGUCCUCCAUUCAAUGGUUGGAUCUGA
This is a messenger RNA of Cucurbitaria berberidis CBS 394.84, 2091 nucleotides long. RefSeq lists its product as uncharacterized. Lineage: Eukaryota; Fungi; Ascomycota; Dothideomycetes; Pleosporales; Cucurbitariaceae. The transcript is spliced from 4 exons. Bases 1 to 2091 code for a protein of 696 amino acids. The record is from RefSeq and is a predicted model, not a curated record.